Suillus clintonianus is the source of this 1278-nucleotide messenger RNA. RefSeq lists its product as uncharacterized. The record is from RefSeq and is a predicted model, not a curated record. NCBI's taxonomy places the organism in Eukaryota, Fungi, Basidiomycota, Agaricomycetes, Boletales, Suillaceae. Bases 1 to 1278 code for a protein of 425 amino acids. The transcript has a single exon. Gene Ontology annotation, molecular function: metal ion binding.
AUGUCGGAAUAUGAGCAUCCCUCCUCUGAAACCCGUUCCUCAGGACAUCGCGAGUCCGCAGACAGUCUCUCGACCUCUUUCAACCCCGCAGUCAUCGAGCAAUGUCUCAAAUUCAUUAUCCAUUACCGGAAGCAUAAGACCACAAAAGCAAAAGCAAUACUUGGCAUCCAACAGGUACUUGCGGGAGCCACUACCAAUGGAGACCCCGCCUUUGAAAGCGGAUUCGGCCAUUAUCUUGAGGUCCUUGACGCCGUUAGGACAGAGGAAGAGCCAGAAAAUAUUCGAGGAAGUCCAAGACCGACACGUUCGGGUGGAAGUGAAGUCUUGUAUGAUCCAGAGCGAGAAGUCUUCAGAAGUGCGAUCAGAAGAGGCAGAGCGCAGAGUAAAGAAACUGAGGAUGAUGACGAGCAGGAAUCAGGGUACGCAGGGAGUAGCAGAAUCAAAAGGGAAAAGCGGAGAAGACUUAACGAUGAUGUACUUCAAUUCUGCCCUUGGUUUGAGCCAUCCAAAUUUCAAUCCCUCACUCGAUCGCAAGGGAUUCAAAUGGCCUUGCGGUGCUAUGAAGAAUGGUCAGAUGACCCAAAGUAUUAUCGCACCAGAAUCACCACUACGCCUGGAUGCCCAAAGUUGUCUACCUCACAGUGGACAUUGCUUCUCGAAGGGAAAGCGGUGGAUCUCGAUAAAGUCUUCACCGGACGGUAUUCCACUGCCAUCGACUCUAAGCAAACCCAGUUCCUUGGGAAGGGAUUUGAGCUCUCGCUCUCCCAACCAACCGUUAGUCACAAGGUCAAAUCUGCGGGGGAUUGGGGAAUCGCGACCGACAUAUGGACUCGAGCGCUCACCUUCAUCAUGCCGUGGAGGGAAGAGGAAAUUCGAGAGUAUAGGGAGUACAUGUCCGACAUCUUCGGAAACCACUUCUAUUCCGUCCAUGAGCGUGUCCUCGACUUCGACCGUGCCGUUCAACUCCUCAUUGAACAACAAAAGUUUCUCCGCCUCGAUGACUUCCCUAAAUUCGAAGGACUCAAGUCCAGCCACUUGUCAGCUUUUGGGAUGGUCGCCUGCAUGCAAGGGUCACACGGAUCGGGAGAAAAGGGAGGGAAAGAACUCACCACAGAGAAACGGCAACCCAGAGGAAGGGGAGAGCCGUGUCACAAAUGGAACCGAGGGGAAUGUGACAAGGAGGCGAGAGAAUGCCUCUACUUCCACGUAUGUGACAGAGGAAGCUGCAGGGGGAGCCAUAAGCGGGGAGAGUGUCCCUUGGACAAAAAGGGUAAAUGA